Molecule: messenger RNA, 652 nt
Organism: Aphis gossypii (cotton aphid)
Lineage: Eukaryota; Metazoa; Arthropoda; Insecta; Hemiptera; Aphididae
Product: SOSS complex subunit C homolog
Exons: 3
Coding region: 147-401 (84 amino acids)
Biological process (GO): DNA repair
Cellular component (GO): SOSS complex; nucleus
Source: RefSeq, a predicted model, not a curated record
GUUAUCAGUGGUCAUUGAUUAACCCACAACACUCUAAUCACGACAAUUACGUCUUUUUGAUUUCUAAUUUAAAGCGUUCGUGUGUAUACUCUAUUCACUCACUUUAAUAGUUAAUGUAGAUUAAUUAAUAUAUUGUGAACGGUAUAAUGUCUUUUCCAGCUCAAAACGCAAGAGGUAUUCAAAAUCGAAAGAUACUUGAAGACUUGGAACUAAAGAAACAGAUAUUAUUAAAAACUGGUGCUAUUCCAACUCCUCCGACAGUUUCUCAUCCUACAACACCGGGAACAUCUGAUGGUCACUUUCAACGUGCCCAAGCUUUACAGUCUACAGGAUUCUUUAUCACGACAGAUUCAGCUUUUGGUAAUUCUAUGCUUCCUGUCCUACCUCGCUUUGAAAAAUAAUACUGAAUCAUGGCGGCUGCAUCUAUGAAGUUAAAGCGUUUACUGUGUAUACUUAAAGAGAUUGAAACAUUUGAAAACCUAAACCCAAUGUAUUCUAUAAAAAAAUACUGAAAUUGUGUUUUGAGUUAAAAGAUCUUGAUACAUUACUCCUUAGAAUAAUAUUAAUAUAUUAUCAAUUUUUACUAAAUGGAAAUGCUGUCAUCAAUUAAACUUCACGACGAAUUAUAAAUAUAUUUAUUAUUCAUCAACAA